AUGCACCAGCCUGUCCUAAUUGCGAACGUCCCUGCACCGUCAAACUUAGCAGACUUCAUCUCGCCAUCCGAGUUCUAUUGCACGACGAAAAAUGCCCAGACGUCGGCUAUAAGGGCCGAUGAUCCUGAGACUCAGAUUCCCCAUCUACCUCAUAGUCACCCCACCAAGGCAGUUCAGCUACGUCGUGAGCCGAAGAUCUUGGGCGUAGACCCAGUGGAGGAGCCGAAACAUCAGGCGGAACCGACCUCGUUGCUCACCGGCGAGAACCCUGGACCUGGCUCCUGGAUGGCGAUCAAAAUCGGAGAGAUCUGGGAUGGCCGAGAGGCUAUCUGGAAUAUACCAAUGACCAUGGAUAUUGACGACAAGGAGGCGCAUGUUCGCCAAGGGCUCAAUUUCGCCUACAGGAACAAUCCGAAAAUCUUUGAAGUACGGCCGGAGCACUCGAUAAUGGCUGGAGGGAUUGUGGUGGAUGUAGCUGGGGAUGGAUUCAAGCUGUUACCCAACGCCCACAUAUGUUGCUUGUAUAUCUUUGAUGGGAAAGCACAACCGAGGCGACAAAUGAAAUACCUGAAGCACCAGAUGGACAACAUCGAGAUGAAGGUGGCCACCGAGUGCAAGGAGGCUUUUGCCGAGCUGCAGACGUCGUUGAACGCGUACUCGGCCGAGUUGCCGUUGGGCUCGUCUAUGGUGCCUUUCUUGGAGUAUAAGGAAUACGCGGCGAGAGUGUUGUUCCCGAACCUGCAUAAGCACCCCGUACUCCGCGAACUUGAGGUGGACAGCACGAGGGCGGCCGCGGUGGAGAAUUCGCUGAGGGAGUUCCACAAGCUGAUUCUCAACAAGACGUUCCUCACCACCUGGGUGCGCGUCAUGGAAUCGAACAAGUACUUCCUCGGGAAAGACCGUGUCUACGUGAAAGAAAAGUGCCUGGAAGCGAAAUUCCGCGCCAUCCCCUACUCGGAACGUCCAAAGGCCGACGAUCUGGACCUUGAAUGGCGAACGGGGUUGAAUGGACGGUUACUGCUCCAAGAUGUCGACAGUACAAGCAGGGUCGAGCCAUCCGGGUGGAAGAAGAUGAACACAUUACUGCACUACCAAGUCCCCAACAACGCCGUCAUGGGGUUGAUGGCCAGGCAGAACAGCUUGUAUAAUUUGUCCCUGCUUUCCGAACGAAGCGAAAAAUCCACAAUGUCGAUCAAGAAUUCACCAACGCUAUCCCGGCCAUUUGGGACGUCAUCAUCGUCAUAUUCACGAGAACAUGAUACCCACAACAAGCUUUACCAUCUCGUGAAAACACCCGAACACGGCCCAAACGAUUCGAACGAGAAGAUGGUGUCCGAGAUCUACCUCACAAGGCUUCUGAUGAUGAAGGGCACGCUCCAAAAGUUCAUCAACGACCUGCUGGAGGCCAUCUUCUCAACCGGGGGAAAUGCUGGCGGUCUACCGUACUGCAUCAAGUACAUGUUCGACUUCAUGGACGACCAGGCCCAAGAGAACGGCAUUACGGAUCCGGAAGUGGUGCACGCGUGGAAGAGCAAUGCAUUGCCGCUGCGAUUCUGGGUGAAUUUAAUCAAGAACCCGCAUUUCUUGUUCGACAUUCCGAAACCUACCAAGGUGGAAGGCUGCCUCUCCGUCGUUGCUCAAACUCUAAUGGACGCGUGCUCUACCCAAGAUCAUCAACUGACCAAAGACAGCCCCUCCAGCAAGCUCCUCUUCGCCAAGGACAUCUACCAGUAUCGGGAUCUCGUCGAUACCUACUACACCGACAUCCAACGAAUGGGCCCAAUUCCGGAUGCUGAGAUGCAAGAUAUCCUUGCUGAAGAGAGUCGCCAGCACAAGGGUCAAUUCCACGUGUUCUCAGCCCUGAACGAACUGUACAAAUAUCUCGAUCAAUAUCGUGACGGGUUGAUCGAGGCACUCGAACAUAGUGAAGCUGCUCAGGCGGCAAGGUUGCCGGCGAGGUUACAGGACAUGCUGGCGAUGAUGGAGUCUCAACACGUGCCCGACUACGACGGCUCAACCCUUGGCCAUCAGUACAACUCGGCCAGUCGAUUGAUGGGACGCCAU
Messenger RNA from Mesorhabditis spiculigera, 2064 nucleotides. NCBI's taxonomy places the organism in Eukaryota, Metazoa, Nematoda, Chromadorea, Rhabditida, Rhabditidae. The record is from the annotation of a GenBank genome assembly.